GUUUUCUGAGUCUCGCGGAUCCUGCGCUACAAGUACCCGGCAAUGCAGCGCUCAAAGAUCAAAUACUCGCGCUCAGAUGGGUGAAACAAUAUAUCAGUCACUUCAAUGGCGAUCCCAACAAUAUAACAGUGUUUGGAGAAAGCGCCGGCGCUGCUAGCGUUCAUGCGCUAAUGCUUAGCGAACAGACAAGCGAUCUUUUUCAACGCGCCGUCCUUAUGUCCGGCACUGCGCUAAGCUAUUGGGUCAACAUGCCGCAGACUGAUAUGGCCUAUAGAUUAGCAAAAUUUAAUGGUUAUAGCGGUGAGAAUAUAGACGCAGAAGUAUUAUGCUUUCUACAACAAUUAGAACCUGCCAAACUGGUACAACAUUCGCUGCUCAAUGAGGAGGAACGCAGAAAGUUGUACAUAUUUCCUUUCGGACCAAUUGUGGAGCCAUAUGUUAGCGCGGAUUGUGUUUUGCCAAAGCGACCAUUUCAGCUGUUAACAAACGCCUGGAGUAAUCGCAUACCAUUGAUUAUUGGCGGUAACUCCUUUGAGGGUCUCUUUAUGUAUCAACGUCUGAAGAUGUUUCCACAAAUAAUGCGCACGCUUUUGAAUGAUCCAGAGCGGAUUUUACCAGAGGACGCAAAAGAAGCUUAUACGCCUGAGCAGCGGCGGGAAAUGGGUACAAAUAUGCUGAAAUUAUUUUUUGGUGCGAAGGAGCCAAGCGAUCGUUCGGUGUUCAAAUUUCUAGAUAUUUAUGGCUACAAGCAAUUUUGGCAUGACAUCCAUCGCACUAUUUUGGCACGUUUGUCCUAUGCCUCUGCUCCAACUUACCUAUAUCGUUUCGAUUUCGAUUCACCAGAUUUUAAUUUGUAUCGCGCAAAGUUUUGUGGCCACGAUCCAGUGCAUGGCUGCGCGCAUGCCGAUGACCUAUCAUACAUGUUUUUCUCAAAUGACUCGUGGAAAGUUAGCUUGGACUCGGCGGAAUAUAAAACCAUAAGGCGGUUAAUUGGCAUUUUAGUUGCCUUUGCCAAGAACUCCGAUCCCAAUUGUGAUGAAAUUAAACCAAUUGUAUGGCAUGCGCUUGAGAAGUCUAACCCGAGCUUGGCUUUGAAUAUCAGCAAUGAUUUGAGUAUAAUGGAAUUGCCAGAGAGUGUGAAACUGAAAGCAUUUGAUAAAUUAUUUGCAUCAACGGAGCAAUUGUAUUGAUAAGUUGUUUUACUUGUUACAUUCCUUAACCUACAUAAAU
Rhagoletis pomonella (apple maggot) is the source of this 1230-nucleotide messenger RNA. Its product is annotated as esterase B1-like. The record is from RefSeq and is a predicted model, not a curated record. Lineage: Eukaryota; Metazoa; Arthropoda; Insecta; Diptera; Tephritidae.